AGCACAACUGAAAAAGCGGUGACGAAUGUUCUUGAAAUAUUCGAUCGCUAAUUUCCUACGCAGUUUUCAUUUGAUGUGAAAGUUUAUUUGUUAAAAAUUGUGAUCAAGUAGUGUUUAAAAUGUCCUUAAACACGGCCCACGCCGAUCAUGGCGUCCUGAUACAUGCAGGGGAAGCCAUCAUCCUGUUCUCCGACAAUGUCAUGGUCGACUUCUAUGGCAAUGACACCCCCGAGUUCAAGGGGAGCAAGAAUGGGCGCAUGUACCUCACUACACACCGCAUGAUCUACAACUCCAAGAACGUUGCUGACAGCCUGAGGUCAUUCAGCUUUCCCUUCAUUGCUCUGCAAGAUGUCAAUGUGGAGCAGCCCAUGUUCUCCGCAAACUUCAUCAAGGGCAAGGUGCGCGCUCAGCCCAAUGGCAACUUUGUUGGAGAAGUAAAAUUUAAACUGGUAUUCAAGUCUGGCGGAGCCAUCGAGUUCGGGCAGGCCAUGCUGAAAGCCGCACAUCUUGCGUCACGGCACGGCACGCCGGGCGCCGCGCCGCCGCCGUACACGCCGCCGACCGGCCCCUGGUACGCCGCCCCGCCACCGGCUUAUGCGCCGCCGCCGCAGGGCUACUACGGAUGGGUGCCGCCCUACACUGCGUUCCCCGACCAGCCGCCACCGAACUCCGUGUUCGUGUCCAAUAGCCCGCCGCCGUACCCCGGCGUGGCGGGCGCGGGGUACCCGGCGGGCGCGGGCGGGUUGUCGGGCGCCGCCGCCGCCCCGCCCGGUUACCCCGGCGGCUUCGCGCCGCCGCAGCCGCAGACCAACGGCAUGUCGCCCAAUGAUGCCAAAGCGGCCGAGGCGGCUAGAAGCGCCUACUAUGACCCUAACAGGCCCCAAACGGCCUACGUUCCGCCGCCAUACGAUCAGCCCCCGACCUAUCAAGAAUCUACGUCGAAGAAAGAAAACUAAGGCACUGUCCGCACUUCCACCUCGGGCAGGCGCCGCUGCCUGUCGGCGCCACGCCGCUGCCCGAGCCCUGCUGCAGUAAAGAGACCAUACUGUAAACGCUCACGCCCAGUGUGCCCACUAUUUUCUAAAUACCACAAUUUUAAAACACCACUGACAUUUCU
Messenger RNA from Cydia amplana, 1117 nucleotides. RefSeq names its product WW domain-binding protein 2 (gene Wbp2). Gene Ontology annotation, molecular function: transcription coactivator activity; chromatin DNA binding. Gene Ontology annotation, biological process: positive regulation of DNA-templated transcription. Gene Ontology annotation, cellular component: nucleus. Bases 120 to 956 code for a protein of 278 amino acids. NCBI's taxonomy places the organism in Eukaryota, Metazoa, Arthropoda, Insecta, Lepidoptera, Tortricidae. The transcript is spliced from 7 exons. The record is from RefSeq and is a predicted model, not a curated record.